AUGAUGCUCCGCCACCGCAAGCUUCACUCAAGCAACCUGUUGAAGAGCACGCCAGAUCUGAGUGCCGAAUCCAAAACUGACCAAAAGUCAUCUCGAAGCAACUGGAGAACUUCCAGCGCCAACAUCCCCCACAGGCACAAUGCAUCGCCGACUUCUGAUACUUCGAGUCGCACGCACAUGACAGACACUUCAUCAUCAUCAGGAGACUGCAGUAUCAGCAGCCCUCAUCGCCGGACCAGAACGGUGAGCCCUCACCACAACAGGUCAUUGUCCUUCAGGAAUAUGAAGAGACCCACGCCCCAGCAGAUCCAGUGUGAGGAUCUAGGGUACAGCCCCUCUGUCGCCGGCUUUCGACCACGAGGUUCAACAAUGCCCUCGGAUAAUGCGAGCUAUUACUUAGCUCGCAGGAGAAUGAGGUCAAAAGUGAUGUACAACAGCAGAAAUCUGACGCCUAGUCCACCGAUACACGAACCAGGAGAUGAUGAAGACGAUGAGUUCUAUUUAUGCCGUAGCUUCAGCAUCAGUUCCAAAGGCGCCAUCGUCAACAGGGGAGAUUUCAUUCGUCAGAGGUCUCGAAGCAACAACAGCGUGGCAUCGACAACAUCCAGCCUAACGACAGGAGGUAACAAUACUUCAUGUGCCUCCAACGCGACGUCUUAUUCUUCUGGAGGACAGGGCAGAGGUCCUACAUCCAAAGUCCAGAUCUUAGGAGCAACAGGUGUGGGGAAAACAGCUCUCAUCAACCAGUUCAUGAACUCCGAAUACAUGAACACUUAUGAUACACAAGUUUUUAAUAAGUAUCAUAUAGACAUUCACAGUGUCAGGCAGACUGAUAUACUCUUCUUCAGUCUUAUUCAGACUGAUAUACUGUUCCACCGAAAAUGUGAGCAAAAUCACUGA
Messenger RNA from Argiope bruennichi, 900 nucleotides. RefSeq lists its product as uncharacterized. Gene Ontology annotation, molecular function: GTP binding; calcium channel regulator activity; GTPase activity. Bases 1 to 900 code for a protein of 299 amino acids. The record is from RefSeq and is a predicted model, not a curated record. The transcript has 3 exons. NCBI's taxonomy places the organism in Eukaryota, Metazoa, Arthropoda, Arachnida, Araneae, Araneidae. Gene Ontology annotation, cellular component: plasma membrane.